AUGAUCAUCUCCUCUGGGUUGUCGAUCAUGUCCUCUAGGCCAUCAUCGCCCCCAUUGGGUCACGCGACAAUCGUGGAGGCUCGAAAGCCCUCUACCAGAACAGUCGCACAUCGCAAAGUAUACGGCAAGCGACGAACCAAUGCAGCAAGGGCAGUGUUGGAAGAUAAUGGUCAAAUCGACCGUAGGGAGGGCUCUGGAGACGCCGAGGUGUCGGUCGAGACUCUUCAGGCGAAGCUUGCCAAAGUGACAAUCCACGAACAGCCAGCCCCAGAACGGCACGUCCGCCAGUCCGACAAGAAGGAAACCCCCACGCAACCUACGCGGAGAAAGACGGAAGCCUCUCCAACACAAUAUAAAGAGGAUAUCGUGUCCAAAAAAUCAACGGUUCUGUCCAAGUCCACCCGCGACUUCCCAUCCGCAGAUCAGCAGCGAAGACCGGAAGGUUACGACGUGAUGGUCGAAGUUCGAGUCUCGGAACAUGAGACAAGUACUAAAAGCGACGAGGUGAAACAGCAACAGCGAGACCGUUCCGCUGCUCACACAAACUCGCCGCGAAGGAAGAAGCCAUCAACGACUGGCCGAAGGAUAUCCGGGUUGGUUCACGAUACCAAAGUCAACGCUUACGUUCGUCCCAUUCUUAAGGAAGCUCUAUCCCCGAUUGCGUCUCAAGGUGUCCAAAAUUUCAGCUCCUGGGCGUCGCGCUCGGCCAAAAUGUUCGAUGUGGUCAAACUUGCCGAGGGCUCCUACGGUGAGGUCUACAAGCUCCAUCUGCGAGAUCAAGACUCUCGUCCACCCGUUUCCAAGUCAAAAUUAGCGAGACUUCGAGCCUAUGGGGAUGGCGUUUUCAAGGUCGUUCCGCUCUGCGCACCGCGAGGACCGGGCUCAAAGAAAUAUACGUCUGUUGAGGAGAUCGUGUCCGAGGUGAAGUUGUUAAAGUACCUGGACCCGAUCCCCGGAUUUGCACGAUUUAGGGAAAUUCACGUCGUUCAGGGUCGCUUUCCUGAUUUAUUUCAACGCGCAUGGGAUCAUUACAAGGAGACGAGUAAUGACUGCUGGAACCCCGAUCCUUCGAACAGGAGAGCCUUCCCUGAAACGCAGCUGUGGGCGAUCAUUGAGAUGGACGAUGCAGGACACGAACUUGAAAAGUUUUCGUGGUGUUCGAUUUUCCAAAUCUAUGAUAUUUUCUGGGGAGUGGCGAUGGCACUGGCGCGUGCUGAGGAGUAUGCGAUGUUUGAGCACCGCGAUCUCCAUCUGGGCAACGUGUGCAUUCGUUCCAAUCGAGCAGAUGGCAGUAUGGAUCCUCCCACCGAUCUUGAAGUAGUGCGGCAACGCUCGGCCAGUGGCUUCGGCUAUAGCUCUUUGGAAACAACAAUCAUCGACUACUCACUCUCCCGGGCUGACCUGCAAAUUUCAGAUCCUGCCAACAAUGUCGGAAGCAUGGUGGAGAUCGCCUCGUCUGACUUGGACAAAAGGCAAAUUUUCGACGCCGUUGGCGAGGAUGAGGAUGAAGUGCUCCUGAGAGAUACAUAUAGGUACAUGCGCAACACCAUGUAUACUGGUACCCCGCUAUCGACAGAGAAAGUCCCCGACGUGCCCGGUAUUUGGGCAGAGUAUGUGCCACGGACAAAUCUCGUCUGGCUUGUUUUCUUGCUCAAGAAUCUCCUGAAGAAUCGCCAGCCUGAAUCGGCUCAUGUGCCCGCCUUACAACAGCGAACAGCUCUGGCCCCUCGUUCUCUGAACCGGAGCCUUUCGAGUUCCGGAUCAACGGAGGCAGAGUCUGUGAAGAAAAAGACCGAGGCCAAGAGCGUCUCUAUCAAGGAAUCUCACUUGAAGGACGUGCAUGCUCGAGUCUUAAAACUCAAACAGACUCUUGAAAAAAGGCUGGAAAGUGUUCUUGAUCUGCUGGACCUCAAACACGGACACGACGACAUGUGUUGUGCUGCAGACUUGGUGGCCUACGCGAUGGACUCGAAAUGGUUAGUAGAGGAGGAUUUCUUUUGA
Penicillium oxalicum is the source of this 2001-nucleotide messenger RNA. RefSeq lists its product as uncharacterized. The coding region runs from base 1 to 2001 and encodes 666 amino acids. The record is from RefSeq and is a predicted model, not a curated record. Gene Ontology annotation, cellular component: cytoplasm; nucleus. NCBI's taxonomy places the organism in Eukaryota, Fungi, Ascomycota, Eurotiomycetes, Eurotiales, Aspergillaceae. Gene Ontology annotation, molecular function: histone H3T3 kinase activity. Gene Ontology annotation, biological process: mitotic cell cycle; intracellular signal transduction. The transcript has 2 exons.